GCCAUUGUUGGGCGUGUCGCGCCUGCGCCGCCGUGGCCCCGCCCCCCAGGUCCCGCCCCCUCCUUGGCGCUUGGAGAGGGGCCCGGCCGGCCGCCGGGCCACCGGGUGCGCUGCAGACCACCAUGAGCAAGCGGAAGGCGCCGCAGGAGACGCUCAACGGGGGAAUCACCGACAUGCUCAUCGAGCUCGCCAACUUCGAGAAGAACGUGAACCAGGCCAUCCACAAGGCCAACGCCUACAGAAAAGCAGCAUCUGUGAUAGCAAAGUACCCACACAAAAUAAAGAGUGGAGCAGAAGCUAAGAAAUUGCCUGGAGUAGGGACAAAAAUUGCUGAAAAGAUUGAUGAGUUUUUAGCAACUGGAAAAUUGCGGAAACUGGAAAAGAUUAGGCAGGAUGAUACAAGUUCAUCUAUUAAUUUCCUCACUCGAGUUACUGGGAUUGGUCCCUCUGCUGCAAGGAAGUUUGUUGAUGAAGGGAUUAAAACAUUAGAAGACCUCCGAAAAAAUGAAGAUAAAUUGAACCAUCAUCAGCGAAUUGGGCUGAAAUAUUUUGAGGAUUUUGAGAAAAGAAUUCCUCGAGAAGAGAUGUUGCAAAUGCAAGCUAUUGUACUAAAUGAAGUUAGUAAAGUGGAUUCUGAGUACAUUGCUACAGUCUGUGGCAGCUUCAGAAGAGGUGCAGAAUCGAGUGGUGACAUGGAUGUUCUUUUGACCCAUCCAAGUUUUACCUCUGAAUCAGCCAAACAGCCAAAGUUGUUACAUCGGGUUGUGGAACAGUUACAGAAGGUCCACUUUAUUACAGAUACUCUGUCAAAGGGUGAAACGAAGUUCAUGGGUGUUUGCCAGCUUCCAAAUAAAAAUGAUGAAAAGGAAUAUCCGCACAGAAGAAUUGAUAUCAGGUUAAUACCCAAGGAUCAGUAUUACUGUGGAGUUCUCUAUUUCACUGGAAGUGAUAUUUUCAAUAAAAAUAUGAGAGCUCAUGCCCUAGAAAAGGGCUUCACAAUUAACGAAUACACAAUUCGUCCUUUGGGAGUCACUGGAGUUGCUGGCGAGCCCCUGCCUGUGGGCAGUGAGAGAGACAUUUUCGACUACAUCCAGUGGGAAUACCGAGAACCCAAGGACAGGAGUGAAUGAGCCUCUCAGCGCGUCCUCCAGGCACGGCUCCAGAGGGUUCUUAAUUUAUUUCCUAACCUUUGCUAUGUAAGGGUCUUUGGUGUUUUUAAAUGGUUGUUUCUCAUCACGCUUUGGCUUGUGUUGUAGUGAAUAAAACCUCUUGUGCCAGUGUGAAGUACCUGUUCCUCUUUUAUUAGCAAACAUGCUUAAAUUUGCAUACUGUGUUCAUGAUCAUACUUUGUGAAUAAUUUAAUAGAGGGAAUUAAGAGAUAAAAGUCUUUAAUAAGAAAAUUCUUAGUUUUUCAGUUUUCACCUCCAUUGUCCCACUGCCUUUCCCCUGUUACUGAUUGUAAGUUUGUCUACUAAGGUGUACACAGAGACCAAUCUGAAAAGGGGUCAUUACUUUUUAGAUACUAGAGACCUUUAUUCAUUAUUUUUAUUAGCUCAUAUUAGAUUUUGUAAUAAAUACUUUUUUAAAAAGGUAUAUGAUUUAGCUUUUAAUGAAAUCUGUAAUAGUUGCUUAUAAUCAGAAAGAGCUUCCUUAAGCAAAAUCAUGUCUAAUAGGCACUCAUAUACAAAGUACAACUUCUUAAAUAGGAAAAAUGUCUUUCACUUUUUUGGUUUUGACUUUUUGAGUCAUACCCGGUGAUGUUCAGGGGUGACUCCUGGCUCUGCAUUCUGGAAUUACUCCUGGUAGGGCUCGAAUCCAGUUGACCACAUGCAAGGCAAAUGCCCUACCCACUGUGCUGUCGCCCUGACCCCCAUUUUUCACUUUUUUGCCCUAGUUUUUUUCCCCAAGUAACUUUUAAGUUCAUGUGGUCAAGAUAUAUAAGUAAAAACAUUCCUGAAAGACACUGUUUUGAAAUAUGUUAAAUAAAUACAAAAUGUAAAAAAAUUUUAAAUGAUAAGUAAAAUUAUUGAAAACUGGUAACUUCCAGAAGGCUAUUCAAGCAUAAAAAUGCUACUUCCUAUUAAAUCUUUUUUAACCAAAUUAUUUUGUAAUAAAAUGUCAUUUUCCUUUCCAGAAGGAAAAAAAUGAACUAUAGAGUUAUUAGGGAAAAAUAAAAUAUUUGCUGUGAUUAUUUUUCCCUGGUAAGUUACAAGAAUUUACUGAAGAAUAGAUACUAUCACUUUCCCUCACGUCAUAUCUCCCCCCCC
Molecule: messenger RNA, 2267 nt
Organism: Sorex araneus (European shrew)
Lineage: Eukaryota; Metazoa; Chordata; Mammalia; Eulipotyphla; Soricidae
Gene: POLB
Product: DNA polymerase beta
Exons: 14
Coding region: 123-1130 (335 amino acids)
Biological process (GO): double-strand break repair via nonhomologous end joining
Cellular component (GO): nucleus
Molecular function (GO): DNA-directed DNA polymerase activity; DNA binding
Source: RefSeq, a predicted model, not a curated record